GGUGGCCCCAUGCCUUCAAAAGGGCUGUCAGAUGUAGUCAGCCAACCGCUCUCCUCUAAUGCAGUUUCUUUUAAAGAUCAUGGAACACCCUGUUGUUUGCUCAUCUCCCAUCAAAAUGCUGAGAAUUUGCUAGCUGAAGACUUGUCGGAGUCCAGCCCUUUGCCAGACCCUCCACUUCCCCGUGGGGUUUCUCAUGGUGGACCAAAUGAGGAUGAGGAGGGAUCCAUUUAUGAACAUCCCCAGCUAUUGUGUGCAAAAUCUUCUCCAGGAACAGAGCUCUCUCAGCAAGCACCUAGCAUGGACUUCCCCGUGGCGGAGAAGACGGUUACACAAGUGAUUCUGAAAGAGGAAGGUGGUACAGGCCUGGUUCACACCAUGACCGUGACUGAUUCUAUGGUAGCACAUACCGUAAAGAGAUCAAAUGUCAGAUCCUUGGGGGAAGAAAUGUACAAUGCACAGAUGCAAGUGGAGGCUCUUGCCCACGCUUUCAGCCAGUGUUUAGCAGACCAAGACAAGGCUCAGGUGAUCACAUCCUCUGAUAUGAUGCAGCUGAGUGCUUGCCAGGUUGACAGAAGUGACAGUGAAGCGAGCUUUUCAGGGGCUGAGGAACCCCAAUGGAGGGAGGCUACCAACGUCACUUCAAGCUGCCCUUUGGUUCAAAGAAUGCUCCAAAUCGACUUUCCUCUUCCAGGUGAAGAGUAAAAAAGAAUGAGGAGGAGGCUGGUGCAGUGGCCAAGGGUCGUCCAUAAAGGAAGUGGUGGGCUGAUGCCCAGAAGUUAGGGGAAGGAGCAGCAUCAUGCAGGUUGCUUC
Sphaerodactylus townsendi is the source of this 810-nucleotide messenger RNA. RefSeq lists its product as uncharacterized. The transcript is spliced from 2 exons. The coding region runs from base 10 to 702 and encodes 230 amino acids. NCBI's taxonomy places the organism in Eukaryota, Metazoa, Chordata, Lepidosauria, Squamata, Sphaerodactylidae. The record is from RefSeq and is a predicted model, not a curated record.